Messenger RNA from Kwoniella botswanensis, 1719 nucleotides. RefSeq lists its product as uncharacterized. The record is from RefSeq and is a predicted model, not a curated record. Gene Ontology annotation, cellular component: protein phosphatase 4 complex; nucleus; cytoplasm. The coding region runs from base 1 to 1719 and encodes 572 amino acids. Lineage: Eukaryota; Fungi; Basidiomycota; Tremellomycetes; Tremellales; Cryptococcaceae. Gene Ontology annotation, molecular function: protein phosphatase regulator activity. The transcript has 4 exons.
AUGGCUAUAUCCACCUCGCCAAAGAUCGAGCAACAGAAUGAUGAACCCUAUACGAUACUGAACGAGAUUGCUAGAACCAACAAAAUCAACUGCGAAUGGCCUACUCUUCGAACGAUAUUUCAAGAUUCUCUCACAUCCACUUUAUCAUCCUAUCAAUCUCGCGGUCCACCACGUCCCUAUCGACCACCUAUAUCACCCAUCAUCGGACCUGUACCAGAUAUAGACUCUGAAUCUAUCAGAGCUGAUCCAAAGGCUUCUCCCGCUAAAGAAGGAGACAAACCACCUUCCGAAUCACUAUUACUCUCACCUUCUACUCCCAAUACUUCCACCAACCCAUCUGCACCUCGAUCGAUAGAUGUCGAACCUUCCGCAACGCCCUCUUCGGGCAGACUUGAAAGUCUGACCACUCAAGAUGAUCUCAAACCAUCUACGAUAGGUGGACUGGUCAUACCGCCCUUCCCACCACUAGAUCCAAAUAGGCGCAAAGCCUCGGUGUCGGGCCCAUCUUAUUCUGGAGGAACAAUCAUAUCUUCGCCUAGGAGUAUCAACGGGAUCAGAGGCGGGGCACAGCGGAUAGUCACCAUUGGACCGAGCGUGUUGGACGACGAGUACGAUGAGGAGACAGCUAUAGGGGGGAAAGUCCUGCAUGGUUGGAUGGAGGCUGACGAGGCGCAGAGGGAGCUGGAGAGAGUCACAGGGUUAUUGAAUGAUAUGAGAGAUCCCCCAUUCACUGUUCAAAGAUUAUCCGAAUUACUCCUAGAGCCCACCAAGUAUUAUUCGACAUUCGGUAAAUUCAUCCGAGCAGCUGAGAAAUUACUUCUGGUCACUACUCAAUGGUCAGAACCAUCCUACACACCUCAACCUAUAUCUACAUUCUCUGUACCGUCCACUUCCAAAUCAGGUGAUAAUGUACAUGUAUCAGAUCUGGAUACCGAAUCUACCAUGCCCCUUGGAUCAACUACACCAAUGUUCAGUCCUAUCCCGUUUUUAUCGAGUCAAUCUCACUCAGACGACAUGGGAUCGAGCUCAUCUUCAUCUUUAUCUUUGGAGAAUGGUCAGUCUCAAUCAAGGAUGAACCUCGAUGACGGACUAAUGAGUCCUCUGAUGUUAAAUGAAGACAGUGGUGUAUUUGGAUCGAACACUAAUCCUAGAUCACCUACUCCAGAACCUGAAGAAAGUGACCCCACUCAAAAUCAGGAUGUAGAUAUGGAUACGGAUUCUACCCCGAAAGAUGAAGAGGAGACGGAGGAAAAAUUAAAAUCACCUGAUACACCUAUACCAUCCCGACCGAAAGUAUCUCAAGGUCAGUACGAAUCGAUCGAACCUUCUUCUGAUCCUGCACAUCAAAGUUAUCUAGGUAGAGUGGAUGAGUUAGAUACUGGACCUAUAACUUCUACUUCUUCUCCUUCAACGCAAGAUAAGGGAAAUAACAGUAAUGGUGAUUCCUCUCCUUUGAGAUCGAAAAGUAAACAUGGGAAUGGAAUCGAAGAGAUACCUGUUCCUGGGACGGGUGAAGGAGGUAAUAUGACACCUCAUGGGAUGAGUGAAAAGCCCGUUCCAAUAAGCUCGACCACAGUAUUGGAUAGUGAAAAGGAAAAGGAGAAAAGGACGAUAGCGAGUUUACCUAGGUCGAGUAGUGAGAAGAGUCUCAGAGAGAGGUUUGUCAGUGCGGGAAGUGAAGGUGAAGGUGAGCAAUCGAAAGAGGAGAAGAAUGCGUAA